This is a messenger RNA of Paramecium octaurelia, 1390 nucleotides long. NCBI's taxonomy places the organism in Eukaryota, Ciliophora, Oligohymenophorea, Peniculida, Parameciidae. The record is from the annotation of a GenBank genome assembly.
AUGAAAUUGGUAUUAGGUUUGAUCACCCUAGUGGCAUUGGGCAGUUGUGCUUCUUUCUUGGAAGAACAACAACCAAUGGAAAAUAAAAUAUAUAAGAUCAAGUUGGACAGGACAGAAUCAUAAGCCAGAAAAUCGUUAUUCGAUUUUGUCACAACCAGUCAACAAUACAGGAAGAGUCCCGAUGUGUUAGGCGAAGCAGAUUUGGAAAUGACCUAAACUAAACAGAAGGAAUCAAUCAAAUUGUACAACUUCAAGAAUACCCAAUAUACAGGAGAGAUUGGAUUAGGUGGUUAAGAUAAUAAAUUCAAAGUAUUAUAUUAUAUAACAACAUAGGUUAUCUUCGACACAGGAUCCGCUAACAUUUGGUUGAAUUCAGCUAGAUGCAACGAUUACGGAUGCAAGAAUCACAAACAAUAUGACGGUUCAAAGAGUCCUACCUAUGAACACUUAGGUUAUGAUUUGGACGUCGAAUUCGGAACUGGAGAAUUGAUGGGAGAAGUACUAAUUUGCAUAAGAAAACAUAGAUUAAUGCUGACACAGCCUAUGUCGGAGGAGUCUCUAUAGCCAAAUAGGAAUUUGCAGAGAUUGUCAGAGAAAAUGGCGAUGUCUUCGCAUAAGCAGGUUUUGAUGGCAUUGUUGGAUUAGCAUAUCCAGAAAUGGCCGCUUACAAUUUCAACCCAUUAUUUGAUAAUAUCAUUAAAUAGAAAUUGUUGGACAGAAAUGUGUUUUCUUUCUACUUUUCGAGAUAAGAAGGUUCUAGAUCAUCCGAAUUAACCUUGGGUGGUUGGGACACUGAGCAUUUCACUGGAGAUUUGCAUUUCCACAAUGUAGCCAACAAAUAUUAUUGGUUAUUGGAUGCAGACAACAUUUUGGUCAAUGGAAAGGACUUGGGACUUUGCAAACAUGGCUGCAAAGUAGUUGCAGAUACUGGUACUUCAUUAUUAACUGGUCCAUCAGAUGACUUAUAUGAUUUACUAGGUAUUUCUCUAUAAUCUAUAUUUAAGACACCUUGAAUAUUGAUGAAAAUUGCAGCAACAUCAAAGAAUUGCCAAAAUUAACAUUCGUUUUAGAUGGUGUCAAUUAUGAUUUGGAUGCCAAUGAUUACGUUAUGAAAAUAGAUUCAGAAGGAAAUGAAGUAAACAAUUAAAAUAGUAGUUUAGGUUGCUUAUGAUACUUUCGCAAGUACUGAUAGUUUUGUAGAAAUGGGAGCAAAUUGCUAAUGUGUUGGUUCAUUCAUGCCUUUAGAUAUCCCAUCACCUUAAGGGCCAGCUUGGAUUUUGGGUGAUACUUUCCUUAGCAAAUUUUAUUCCGUUUACGAUAGAGACAACGACAGAGUUGGUUUUGCCAGAGCAAAAUGAUUCAUAUUAAUAUCACACAUAAUAUACACACC